UAAAUACAUUUAAUUAUAGCAUUUAUUAUAAAGUACAAAGUUAUAUCUCUACUCAACUAAAAAGUUGUAUAUAGCUAGCGUCCGGCAUGCUUUUAUUUCAACUAUAAUGGCUUUUGAUUUUCAAUCACAACAAGAAAUCAUAAAUAUUAGGUGCUACAAAGUUAAAAUUUUGAAUAUUUGAGCAAUGGGUUGGAAUUGCUUUGGAGUUUUGCAAUCAUACAAAAACAAUAGAGAGACUCAAAUCCAAGAGUUCACGACCAACAAUGUGAGGGUUUUUUCCUAUAACUCAUUGAGAUCAGCAACAAGUCACUUCCAUCCAUCUAACAAAAUAGGAGGUGGUGGUUUUGGAGUUGUUUAUAAGGGAAUUUUGAGAGAUGGAACUUGUGUUGCCAUUAAAUGUCUCUCUGCUGAGUCAAAACAAGGGACUAAAGAAUUCUUGACAGAGAUUAAUAUGAUUUCAAACACCCAACAUCCAAAUCUUGUUCAGUUGAUUGGUUGUUGUGUUGAGAGUGGCAAUAGAAUGUUGAUAUAUGAAUACUUGAAGAAUAACAGCCUUGCCAGUGCUUUACUAGGUUCUAAUGGUAAGCGUGUUGCCCUGAAUUGGCCUCAGAGAGUUGCUAUAAGUUUAGGUACAGCAUCUGGUUUAGCAUUUCUUCAUGAGGAAGCCUCACCACCGAUUGUUCAUCGAGAUAUUAAGGCUAGUAAUAUCCUUAUAGAUGAAAACCUUCAUCCUAAAAUUGGAGAUUUUGGUCUGGCUAAGCUUUUUCCUGAAAAUGUCACUCAUCUAAGUACGCAAGUAGCAGGAACAAUAGGUUAUCUUGCUCCGGAGUAUGCCUUGUUUGGACAACUCACGAAAAAGGCUGAUGUCUAUAGCUUUGGAGUUCUUGUACUUGAAAUCAUAAGUGGAAGAAGCAGUAGUAAAUCAGCAUUUGGAGUGGAUCUCUUGGUUCUGGUGGAAUGGGUAUGGAAGCUAAGAGAAGAAGGACGGCUUCUGGAAAUCAUUGAUCCAGAGCUAACAGAGUAUCCAGAAACUGAAUUGCUGCGGUUCAUCAAAGUUGCUCUCUUUUGCACACAAUCAGCACCUACCCAAAGACCUAAUAUGAAACAAGUGAUUGAGAUGUUGUCUAAGGAAGUCAACCUCAACGAGAAGUCGUUAACUGAACCAGGAGUUUAUAGACCACAUAGCUCGAAACGAUCAAGUUAUGGUAGUCUGCAGAAAUCAUCCUCUGCGGGGAUGAAUGGGGUGCAAUCUGUAAAUCCUUCUGUAACAUCAACAAAGUUUGAGAGCUUUCAGAGUGUCACCCAAAUGCUUCCUAGAUAAUGUUAACUGGUGUUCUUAUUCUUCA
Solanum stenotomum is the source of this 1346-nucleotide messenger RNA. RefSeq names its product putative serine/threonine-protein kinase. Gene Ontology annotation, molecular function: ATP binding; protein kinase activity. Lineage: Eukaryota; Viridiplantae; Streptophyta; Magnoliopsida; Solanales; Solanaceae. Gene Ontology annotation, biological process: protein phosphorylation. The record is from RefSeq and is a predicted model, not a curated record. Bases 185 to 1321 code for a protein of 378 amino acids. The transcript has 7 exons.